Anthonomus grandis grandis is the source of this 1453-nucleotide messenger RNA. It is a transcript of the gene Fib, whose product is annotated as rRNA 2'-O-methyltransferase fibrillarin. NCBI's taxonomy places the organism in Eukaryota, Metazoa, Arthropoda, Insecta, Coleoptera, Curculionidae. The transcript is spliced from 5 exons. The record is from RefSeq and is a predicted model, not a curated record. Gene Ontology annotation, molecular function: rRNA methyltransferase activity; RNA binding; histone H2AQ104 methyltransferase activity. Gene Ontology annotation, cellular component: Cajal body; small-subunit processome; nucleolus. Gene Ontology annotation, biological process: box C/D sno(s)RNA 3'-end processing; rRNA methylation. The coding region runs from base 1 to 1086 and encodes 361 amino acids.
AUGGACUACAUAUAUAACCUGGACGCUAUAGAAACAAUGAAAUUAGUAGAAGACCAUAAUAGUUUUUCUCCCGGCGGUAGAGGAGGCGGUGGCGGCGGAUUCGGUGGCGGUAGAGGAGGUGGUGGAAGAGGCGGCGGGGGUGGUCGUGGUGGUUUUGGAGGAGGUGGCCGUGGAGGAGGCCGAGGGGGAUUUGGAGGAGACCGGGGACGUGGAGGUUUUGGUGGGGACAGAGGACGCGGAGGAAGAGGUGGUUUUGGAGGCGACCGAGGACGUGGAGGUCGUGGAGGAUUUGGAGGUAGAGGUGGCGGCGGGGGUCGAGGAGGGCGCGGAGGCAGGGGAGGUGGCGGUUUUAAAGGAGGAAAAACAGUCGUGAUUGAACCACAUAGGCAUGAAGGUGUCUUCAUUGCCAGAGGGAAGGAAGAUGCUCUUGUCACAUUAAAUUUUGUACCUGGAUCCGAAGUUUAUGGAGAAAAGAGGAUAUCUGUGGAGGAAGAUGGCAAAAAAAUUGAAUACAGAGUAUGGAAUCCAUUUAGAAGCAAGUUAGCGGCAGCCAUACUAGGAGGUGUAGGAAGUAUCCACAUGCCUCCAGGCAGCAAAGUCUUAUAUCUUGGCGCUGCCUCAGGUACCACCGUGUCACACGUAUCAGAUAUUGUUGGACCAGAAGGUCUCGUAUAUGCAGUCGAAUUCUCACACAGAUCAGGAAGAGAUCUUAUAAAUGUCGCAAAAAAACGAACCAAUAUAAUCCCCAUAAUCGAAGACGCGCGACACCCCCAUAAAUACAGAAUGCUAGUGGGAAUGGUAGAUACAGUAUUCGCCGAUGUUGCCCAGCCCGAUCAGGCUAGGAUCGUUGCCUUGAACUCUCAAUAUUUCCUUAAAAAUGGAGGACACUUUGUUAUUUCGAUUAAGGCCAGUUGCAUAGAUUCUACGGCACAACCGGAGGCAGUAUUUGCCGCAGAAGUGGCCAAAUUAAGGGCGGAUAAAUUGAAACCUCAGGAACAAAUCACGUUGGAACCAUAUGAAAGAGAUCACGCGGUGGUCGUCGGUACGUACCGAACAGAUGCUAAAAAGGCUUCGGAAGAUAGUUGAAAAAAAAAAAGAAUUUUUUAAGACUCUGUAUUAGUUUAUAGGUUUGUUACUGGUAAAUGACGUAAGUAAAAAAAAAGUUUAAGGAUUCUAAAUGUUCUUAUUUGGGGACUUUAUAUUCACAUGUUUCGAUUGAUAAACAUAUGCAUUUAGCUCUUUUGCUCUGGACAACUAAAAUUCUGUAAAUGGGAAGACUACUGGUUCAUUAAUUUUUUGGAUUUUAUAUGUAUGUAUUAAGAUAAUAUUUUUGUUACACUUUUCAUUUUGCCACAAGAGUCAUGUGCAUUAUAUUUUAGUAUAUUAAUUUCAGGAAAAUCGUUUUUAAAGAAGCUGUUUUUAGAUAUAAAGUUUAUAAAAAACGUACCGUACA